AUGCCACAGUCAUCGUAUCCAUCCGACCAAUCUGUCGAAGAUCUCUUGAGUAGUUGGGAGCCCGGUACAAAGCUUGAUCUAAGUUUGAGAAACUCGUAUAAUCCCAAAGGGGCAGAAUCUUCAAAUUGGUUUGAUCAAAGUGACGGUCAACAGCGAAGUUGGUCCCCUACACCUGAAUGCUACGAUCGCUCGUCCACCCCAGGCUCACAAGCUCCUUCUCUCUCAUCAUCGAAUUAUUCGUCCUCUGAUCGAAGUCCGCCCACACCAGUUGUCUUUCCUGUCAUACCCGAAGAUGAAUCCCUACCUUCGGACGCAUUCUCCUCUUCACAGAAUGGGGCAUCUUCCUAUCAUGAUCAACCAUCAGCUCAAUUCGUUUCAGAAGAUCGAUAUACUCGCUCACCGUCACCUCUCCAAAUCAGGCCACCAGCAGACUCGGGAGGACAAGAGAAUUCUAAACCAUCCCAAAGAAGACCUAACAAAACAGCGCAGUUGCAGGACUGGGAUUUCCAGUGGUCGAGACCACGUUCGACAUCAGAGCCUAGAUCAGACUCAGCCCAUUCACGUGCUUCGGAAAGCGACUAUGGGGGAUCACCUAUCUCUACUUCACCUUUCCCAUCGUUCCACGAUCGUGGUCCUUCACCUUCUGUAUCCGACUUCUCUGACUUCUCCGGUGCUUGGUCUUCCUCUUCCGAAAGGUCGACCCCUGCGCCAUCUCUACCAGCUGGCGGUCGGAACAGCAGCUCGUAUACAGGUCUACAGCGAGGGACUGUAACGCAUGGACGAGGUUACAGAUCGUCUUCAAGUGUGGCCUCCUCAGGUGCGAGUUCAUUCUCGUCUGGACAAUCUCAAGGUAGUGAAAGUGCCAAGAUCAGACCGACAUUGGAUCCCAAUUCAGCGUACAGUCGGUUAAUUCUCGAAAGGGAAAGUCGACCAGAUGAUACCGCCUCAGGAGUAUCUGAAGGUAGAGUACUUCCAAGUCUAUCAGCUUGGGCUAAACAGCAGGCGAAACAGAAGGGAAGCACGAAUAGAGGAUAUCACAGAGGACUAGAUGGUGUGAAAUCAAGAUUUCAAUCAAGUACGCCUGGUUUGACUACGAUUGAACGUACUGACCCGGAAACGGAGGCAUUCUGGAGUAGCAUGGAACAGCAUACAGCUGAACAGACUCAAGCGCUCAAGGAGUCUCGUGCCAAUAGGUCGAUCGCGUCAAAGAUCAGCUGGAUAGCCUCUCAAGUGAGAAGCGUUGUCAAAAGAUUUUCACAUGAUUAUAAUUCCUAUGUGGGCAGAAAAGAUAAAGGUGAGAUUGCAACGGCUAGUAAUGGGGAGAGUGGGAAAUCGAACAAGAAGCGAAAUUGGUUUGCAAACCGUAAAUGUAAUAAAGUAAAAAGUAACUCAUCAAAUUCAACCUCACAAAGUUCAAGUACAAGUACAGUUUUCUCACCUGUAUCGCCCCGCUAUGAAGAAUCACCCCGUAAUCCAUCCAGAAACUCAUCGAUACGAUCCUCAAGUUCUACUUGUACAGUCUCACGCAACGCAUCUUCUACUCAGUCGAGAAUCUCGACUAGCAGAUCACCAACAUUGCUGCAGGAUGAUAAUUGGCUGGGAGAUGGCGGGCUGGGUAUAGAUGUGGAUCAACUUGGUAGAGAGUAG
Kwoniella mangroviensis CBS 8507 is the source of this 1647-nucleotide messenger RNA. RefSeq lists its product as uncharacterized. The transcript has 3 exons. Lineage: Eukaryota; Fungi; Basidiomycota; Tremellomycetes; Tremellales; Cryptococcaceae. The coding region runs from base 1 to 1647 and encodes 548 amino acids. The record is from RefSeq and is a predicted model, not a curated record.